This is a messenger RNA of Vairimorpha ceranae, 159 nucleotides long. RefSeq lists its product as hypothetical. The record is from RefSeq and is a predicted model, not a curated record. Bases 1 to 159 code for a protein of 52 amino acids. NCBI's taxonomy places the organism in Eukaryota, Fungi, Microsporidia, Nosematidae. The transcript has a single exon.
AUGUGGUCAAUAGGACUAUCAGUUAAUUUAAUUAGAAGUAUUAUAGGAGAAUCAAUUGAUCAAGUAAAAGAUAUAUUUAGAAUUAUAAGAUCUUUUAAUAUAUAUAAUAUAUUUACCUUGAAAAAAUUAAACCAAUGUGAGAAGGCAAUUAACAGUUGA